CGAAAAAAGCACGCAGUAUCGAUUUCAUGGAAGGCAGAGGCGGAGUAGUAGGUGAAAUACGGCGACUUAACAUCAUCUACUUCCUAUGUAGUCUUGGCCGCAUUGAUCAUCCCCAUCUCAUUCGUGUCCAUCAUCUUAACCGAAACGGCGUUUUUCUGCGAGACAUCAAGAGGUGGCUUGCGGAUUUACGAGGGAAGGAUAUGCCAGAGACCUUCACUUGGUCUUACAAGAGGAGGUACAAGAAGGGUUAUGUUUGGCAAGACUUGUUAGAUGACGACCUCAUCACCCCUAUCUCUGACAAUGAAUAUGUCCUCAAAGGCUCCCAAAUUCUCUCUUAUUCCUCUUUUGCUCCUCCGCAUUCAUAUUUAUAUGCUGCUGAAAAGAAGAGGUGCUUGCUCAAAGAGCUGCAGCCACCUAAUUCUGAAGAAGCGCCCUUUCAAAUGCACCAUAUUACAAAAACUUCCUUUGAAUCGGACCAGCAAGAAUCACCACCUCAUAAUUCCGGCUCAUCUUUGAUCGAUGCUGAUGCAGUGAACAUCCGAGGAGAUCAGAAAUGCUCGUCGUCGUCCUCAACCAUCAAAGCCAACAGUACAAAUCACGAACAGAGCAAGGACAAGUCAUCAAUAGAAAACUCUUGUUUCUAUUCCCAUUUGUUAUUGAAGAAGAAGAAGAAGUCGUCCAGCGACAAAGACAAAGACAGCAAAGAGAUGGGUUGUAGUAGUACUACUUCAUCAUCUUCUUCUUCUCCACAUAAUUCAUCACCUCUAUCUCAAUCGGUGCCCUUGGAAAAGAGUACUAAAAAACAACAUUUAAGCAUGUUCCGCAAUUUGAUCAACUGUGGUGCUGUGGACACGAACGACACCGUAUUCGUCAGGUUGAAUCGGGACAGUAAGACAUAUUCCACUAACAAUAAGCCUCUUAAUCGCAGCAGGCAAGACAUUAUUAUUCGAAAAGAAAAGAGGGAGAAAGCAGGUACUGUAGGGUAUGCCGGACUUUUUAGGACAUGUAUGAAUCAGCAGGAGCGGCCACAGCAACCCCAAAACCAUACUACUACUGCUAGCAAAAGCGAUGAUAGGAACCAAAAAACAGCUUCUUCUACUUACAGGCCAAUCCGAGGGCCACAUUGCUCGCAUUGCAGGAAGCAGUUUAAGCCAGAGAAAUUGCACUCGCACAUGAAAUCCUGCAAAGGAAUAAAAGCUCUGUCAAAAACUGCUCCGGAUUCUGUGGUCAAGAUGCCAUGAAAUUGGAAAAAGGAGAGUAAUCAGGUUCGUGCUAUUUCGUGGCCAGCCGGAUUGCGCCUUUCAAGACUAAUUGCUAUAUGAUUUUGUCAGGGACUUAGAGGAAAGGAAAGCUCUUAUAUUUUUUUUCCCGGGGGGGGGUUGCAAAAAUUGCAAAUCACACCCCAUUUUAUUUUAUUAAUAAUAUUUCAUCCUAA
Rosa chinensis is the source of this 1435-nucleotide messenger RNA. RefSeq names its product protein SOSEKI 2. NCBI's taxonomy places the organism in Eukaryota, Viridiplantae, Streptophyta, Magnoliopsida, Rosales, Rosaceae. The record is from RefSeq and is a predicted model, not a curated record. The coding region runs from base 27 to 1241 and encodes 404 amino acids. The transcript is spliced from 6 exons.